Astyanax mexicanus (Mexican tetra) is the source of this 5807-nucleotide messenger RNA. RefSeq names its product Ca2+-dependent activator protein for secretion a (gene cadpsa). The transcript is spliced from 30 exons. The record is from RefSeq and is a predicted model, not a curated record. NCBI's taxonomy places the organism in Eukaryota, Metazoa, Chordata, Actinopteri, Characiformes, Acestrorhamphidae. Gene Ontology annotation, cellular component: glutamatergic synapse. Gene Ontology annotation, biological process: positive regulation of exocytosis; synaptic vesicle exocytosis; dense core granule exocytosis. The coding region runs from base 565 to 4713 and encodes 1382 amino acids.
CACCACGAACAGCGCCCAGCGCUUCAGCUCUGGAAGUAACAAAGCGCAGCGGGCGGCGCAGCGGCGGCGAGGACGCGAUGGAUGGCGAGGAGCUUCUGACAGCAGCUUUACUGCUUUAACCACACCUCAACCCUCCACACCAGAGAUCUAUCGCUCUAUCGCGACGAAUGGGGCGUUAAAAACGCGGCGAACAACAAAUCUGGGGACUUAAACUGGAGUUUCUCCAGACCUUCUACUCCAAACCAGACUCGCCCAACCUUCAUCCUCUUUUUUCUUGCACAAGUGCCACUUUGGAGGGGUUGUUUUUGGUCGUGUGGACUAAAGUAAACUAAAGACAAAGCUUUUUCUGUUUUCUGUUGUCAUUUUUGGUGGGUUGGAGCAUUGUGGUGGUCUACACUUUCCUCACUUCUCAUCAGGUGGGUUUGGUUUUGGUUUAUUUUGUUUGUUUGAUUUUUUUCGUAGUAGGACUAGUAGGCACCAUCGCCUUUCUUUCCUUGGGUUCUUUUUCCGGUUUUCUUUCUUUCCAAAGCAAAAAAGCUCCCAAAACUCAAUAACUCAAAGAAAAUGUUGGACCCUUCGUCCAGCGAGGAGGAGGAUGAGGUGGUGGAGGAAGAGCGUAAAGUGACCCAAGCUCCCAAGACUGGAGCCCCCAGAGUCUCUCCAAAUAGGACCGGCGAGAGCCCUGGAGGUCUACAGCCGGCCAGGACCAACAAUGCCCGGCCGACCAGCCCAGGGCCGUCGGCGGCUCUGGAGAAGGAGAAGGAUGAUCUGGAGAAGAUGCAGAGAGAGGAAGAAGAACGAAAGAAGCGUCUGCAGCUCUACGUCUUCGUAAUGCGCUGCAUUGCCUACCCGUUCAACGCCAAGCAGCCGACGGACAUGGCAAGGCGACAGCAGAAGAUCAGUAAGAUGCAUCUACAGACCGUGAAGGAUCGCUUUCAGGCCUUUCUGAAUGGAGAGACACAGAUUGUGGCAGACGAGGCGUUCAUCAACGCUGUGCAAAGCUACUAUGAGGUGUUCCUGAAGAGCGACCGGGUGUCUCGCAUGGUCCUGAGUGGUGGAUUCUCAGCGAACGACUCGCGGGAUGUUUUUAAGAAGCACAUUGAGAAGCGAGUGAGAAGCCUGCCUGAGAUCGACGGCCUCAGCAAGGAGACGGUGCUCAGCUCCUGGAUGGCCAAGUUUGACACCAUCUAUCGGGGCGAGGAGGACCCGAGGAAGCACCAGCAGCGGAUGACGGCCAGUGCCGCCUCCGAGCUCAUCCUCAGCAAGGACCAGCUUUAUGAAAUGUUCCAGCAGAUUCUUGGCAUAAAGAAGUUUGAACAUCAGCUGCUCUACAACGCCUGCCAGUUGGACAACCCAGACGAACAGGCUGCUCAGAUCAGACGAGAACUAGACGGACGCCUCCAGAUGGCCGAUCAGAUUGCUAAAGCCGGUAAAUUCCCAAAGUUUGUGUCGAAGGAUAUGGAGGCCAUGUACAUCGAGGAGCUGAAGUCCUCGGUGAAUCUGCUCAUGGCCAACCUGGAGAGCAUGCCGGUGUCUAAAGGAGGCGAGUUUAAACUGCAGAAACUGAAGAGAGGGCACAACACCUCCAUCAUCGACAUGGGCCAGGAGGACGAGAACCAGCUCUCCAAGUCUGACGUGGUCCUCUCCUUCACUCUAGAGGUUGUGAUCAUGGAGGUGCAGGGUCUGAAGUCACUGGCACCCAACCGCAUCGUCUACUGCACCAUGGAGGUGGAGGGAGGCCAGAAACUACAAACAGACCAGGCAGAGGCUUCCAAACCAACUUGGGGAACGCAAGGAGACUUCACCACCACACACCCACUUCCUGGUGUGAAGGUGAAGCUUUUCACAGAGAGCACCGGAGUGCUGGCACUGGAAGAUAAAGAGCUGGGACGGGUUGUGUUGCAUCCAACUCCCAACAGCCCCAAACAGUCUGAGAUUCACAAGAUGACCGUGUCUAAGGGCUGCCCUGACAAUGACCUGAGGAUUAAAUUAGCCGUUCGCAUGGACAAACCUCAGAAUAUGAAACACUGUGGAUACCUUUGGACCAUUGGGAAAAAUGUGUGGAAGAGGUGGAAGAAGAGAUUCUUUGUCUUGGUGCAGGUGAGCCAGUACACCUUUGCCAUGUGCAGCUACAGAGAAAAGAAGGCAGAGCCUGUGGAGCUGCUCCAAUUGGACGGAUACACUGUGGAUUACACAGACCCUCAGCCAGGUUUGGAUGGCGGGAGGACGUUCUUUAAUGCAGUAAAGGAGGGAGACACUGUGAUCUUUGCCAGCGAUGAUGAGCAGGACCGGAUCCUGUGGGUUCAGGCCAUGUACAGGGCCACGGGUCAGUCCCACAAACCGGUCCCCCCAACCCAGGUGCAGAAACUCAACUCUAAAGGAGGAACAGCCCCACAGCUGGAUGCUCCAAUCUCACAGUUCUACGCAGACCGAGCGCAGAAACACGGGAUGGACGAGUUCAUCUCAGCGAACCCCUGCAACUUCCACCACUCCUCUCUCUUCGAGAUGGUGCAGCGCCUCACACUGGACCACAGACUGAAUGACUCCUACUCCUGUCUGGGUUGGUUUAGUCCAGGUCAGGUGUUUGUACUGGACGAGUACUGCGCCAGAAAUGGCGUGCGGGGCUGCCACAGACACCUGUGCUACCUGAGCGACCUGCUGGAGAGAGCUGAGAACGGCGCCAUGAUCGACCCCACGCUGCUCCACUACAGCUUUGCCUUCUGCGCUUCACAUGUACACGGCAACAGUAAGAGAUUGUGUGAGCUGCUGAAAUGGCCCAUGUCUGAGGCCGAGCUGCUCAAUGCCCUGUACCCCUCGUCCCCUGCCGACCCCCCCACCCCUCCUAAAAAAGAGCUCCGAAUGAUGGAGUUGAGGAAAAAGAGGGACUCUAAGUCGCAGGUGGCCGCAGGGCUCAGAAGGCCCGAUGGAAUUGGCACUGUCACAGUGGAGGAGCGUGAACGCUUCGAGGAGAUUAAAGAAAGACUGCGAGUGCUGCUGGAGAACCAGAUCACACAUUUCAGGUACUGUUUUCCGUUUGGACGGCCAGAAGGAGCUCUCAAGGCCACUCUUUCACUGCUGGAGAGGGUUCUCAUGAAGGACAUUGUAACACCAGUCCCGCAGGAAGAGGUGAAGGCUGUGAUCCGAAAGUGUCUGGAGCAGGCGGCUUUGGUCAACUACCAGCGGCUCUCUGAGUACGCAAAAGUGGAAGGGAAAAAGAGAGAAAUGUAUGAGCAUCCUGUCUACUGCUUGGCGUCACAAGUGAUGGAUUUAACCAUUCAGAAUGUAGGCCGGUUAGUUACGCCUGCCAAAAAACUGGAAGACACACUUCGCCUGGCUGAACUGGUCAUCGAGGUGCUACAGCAGAACGAGGAGCAUCAUGCAGAGGCAUUCGCGUGGUGGUCUGAUCUGAUGGUUGAACACGCCGAGACGUUCCUGUCCCUUUACGCUGUGGAUAUGGAUGCAGCGCUGGAAGUCCAGCCACCAGACAGCUGGGACAGUUUUCCACUCUUUCAACUGCUCAACGACUAUCUGCGCCUUGACUACAACCUGUGUAAUGGGAAGUUCCACAAGCACCUGCAAGACCUCUAUGCCCCCCUGGUGGUGAGAUAUGUGGAUCUAAUGGAGUCUUCCAUUGCCCAGUCAAUCCACCGGGGCUUUGAGCGCGAGUCCUGGGAGCCAGUAAAGAGUCUAACCAGUAAUCUGCCCAAUGUCAACCUACCAAACGUGAACCUCCAAAUGCCUAAAGUUCCAAAUCUGCCGGUGUCAGUUAGUCUGCCACCGGUGCAAAUGCCUAGCUUUUCUGCCUCAAACUGGAUGCCAGCGUUAUCGGACACAGACAAUGGUUCAGGAACGUCAGAGGAUCUGUUCUGGAAGCUGGAUGCUCUGCAGACGUUUAUCAAAGACCUGCACUGGCCAGAGGAGGAGUUUGGCAAGCAUCUGGAGACCAGGCUUAAACUGAUGUCCAGUGACAUGAUCGAGUCCUGUGUGAAAAGAACCAGGAUAGCAUUUGAAGUGAAGCUGCAGAAGAGCAGUCGGACCACAGACUUCCGUGUUCCCCAGUCCAUAUGUACCAUGUUCAACGUCAUGGUGGACGCCAGGGCCCAGUCCGCCAAGCUGUGCACCAUGGAGCUCGGCCAGGAGCGCCAGUACCACUCUCAAAUCGACGAUCUUAUUGAGGAGACGGUGAAGGAAAUGAUUACCUUACUGGUGGCAAAGUUUGUGGUGAUUCUGGAGAGCGUCCUGGCCAAGCUCUCUCGCUACGAUGAGGGCACCCUUUUCUCAUCCUUCUUAUCGUUUACAGUCAAAGCUGCCUCAAAAUAUGUGGAUGUUCCUAAACCUGGCAUGGAUGUAGCUGAUGCCUACGUGACGUUCGUUCGCCACUCUCAGGAUGUCUUGCGGGACAAGGUCAAUGAGGAGAUGUACAUAGAAAGAUUAUUUGAUCAAUGGUAUACUAGCACCAUGAACCUGUUGGGGACUUGGCUAACAGAUCGGAUGGACCUGCAGCUUCACCUCUACCAGCUGAAAAUCCUCAUCCGAGUCGUAAAGAAAAAGUAUCGUGAUUUCCGGCUGCAAGGCGUCCUGGACUCGACUCUGAACAGCAAGAUGUACGAAACGGUAAAGAACAGGCUGAUGCUUGAGGAGGCUACAGCGUCAGUGCGAGAUGGAGGGAUGCUGGGGAUCUCGAUGAAGGACAGCGACGAGGAAGACGAUUAGACGCCGCGUCGGCUGCCGUGCUUAUCACAGCCUGUUGAAAUGAUGCAUGUACUCUUGUCUGUCGUGCUCGCCUUCCUUAACAUUUUUUUUUUACUGUCGAGUCGUACAACGAAUAAAGGGACCAAACCUCAAUUAUUAUUACCCACGAUGAGAAGCUAAAAAUGAUAAAAGCAAACAAACAAACAAAAAAAAGGUUAAUGUUAAUGUUUGUCAGAAGAUUAUGAUAACAAAAAAAAAGCUCUAUUCAAAAGCGUUUGGUGUUUUACAAUUAAUAAUGUCCAAAUUUAAUUCCUGAAUGUUUCGAAGCAAUAUGGAGUACUAAUUGUAAACAAUGUGGCGUGAGAUGGUUAGGAAUAAUGCCCGUUGUGUCCCCGUUUAAUGCAGAUGUGUACGGCGCUUCUUCUGUGUAAUGUAAAUACAUGAUUGGUACAUAAUUGUGCAUAGAUCUAAUUGUUUCUUUUGGAGGUUUUUGAGUGUAUGCCAAAUGAAUUGACUAUGUCGUAUUGAACCCGUUUCAGUUGUUAAAGGUGGUGUUUCUGAGCGGCACACUUCACAACACACCAACAGCAAGUCACAGUAUCUGUCAACACAAGGGAACAGCCAUGUUGGCGCUGAGUUGCGAUUUUAGAAAUGCAAUAUAUACCCGUAGCUUCAUUGUGAUAUACUUUGACUAAUGUCAAUAAAAUUUUUUAUGUUUUUAAGUAAUUUGCGAUUUAUAAAUAUGUUCUAUUUUAUCUAUUCAGCAGCCGCAGAAUUUAUUUGGAUGAAAACGAUCCUCUGUAUCCUAUCCAGCCCUUUCUAAACCAUUCCUAGGAACAGGACUGUUUGUUUCUGUCUGGAAAGUAGGAGCCAGUCUUGCUCUUGGCCACUGUUGUUUUGUGAAAUAUCUGAUGAUGAUGAUGAUGAUGUAUGUGUUGCCCUUUGUGCAGGAACUAGCAUGUCCCUGUUAUACAAACACUAUCCAAAAAGCUCUCGAUUUUGUUGAAAAGAACUGAUGGAUUCAUCUUGCUUCUGCCUUAUGUAUGUCCACAAAGUUGAAGAAAAAAAAAACAGACUUGCAGUAACUGACUUUAUUAAACAGUUCAUGCACAGAA